This is a messenger RNA of Diceros bicornis minor, 1012 nucleotides long. It is a transcript of the gene EBPL, whose product is annotated as EBP like. Gene Ontology annotation, molecular function: cholestenol delta-isomerase activity. The record is from RefSeq and is a predicted model, not a curated record. The coding region runs from base 96 to 716 and encodes 206 amino acids. Gene Ontology annotation, biological process: sterol metabolic process. The transcript has 4 exons. NCBI's taxonomy places the organism in Eukaryota, Metazoa, Chordata, Mammalia, Perissodactyla, Rhinocerotidae. Gene Ontology annotation, cellular component: endoplasmic reticulum; membrane.
CCCGCCCCUCCCCGGCGCCCCGCGCCGCCCCGCCUCCCCCCCGCGGGCUCUCCCCUCCGGCUCGCGGGGCCGGCCGGCGCGCGGGAGCAGGCGGCAUGGGCGCGGGGCGGGAGCUGGGGCCGGCGGCGGGCGGCGCGCUGCUGCUCUGCGCCGCGCUGCUGGGCGCGGGCUGCGCGCUGGGCCUGCGCCUGGGCCGCGGCCGGGGGCCGGCGGACCGCGGGGCGCUCGCCUGGCUCUGCUACGACGCCCUGGUGCACUUCGCGCUGGAAGGCCCUUUUGUCUACUUGUCUUUGGUGGGAAACGUUGCAGAUUCUGAUGGCUUGAUCGCUUCACUGUGGAAAGAAUAUGGCAAAGCUGAUGCAAGAUGGCUUUAUUUUGAUCCAACCAUUGUGUCUUUGGAAAUUCUGACUGUUGUCCUGGAUGGGUCUCUGGCAUUGGUUCUAAUUUAUGCCAUAGUCAAAGAGAAAUAUUAUCGGCAUUUCAUACAGAUUACCCUGUGCGUGUGUGAAUUGUAUGGCGGGUGGAUGACCUUCUCGCCAGACUGGCUUAUGGGAAGCCCCAACCUCAACACCAACAACUGGCUCUACUUUUGGGUCUAUCUGGUAUUUUUCAAUAGUGUAUGGGUUCUGAUCCCAGGACUGUUACUGUGGCAGUCAUGGGUAGAACUCAAGAAAAUGCAUUACAAAGGAACAACUUCAAGGAAAAAAUUUCAGUGAAUUUUCAAAAUCAUAGACACUCUUUAUCUUGCUUUAUGAGCCAGCAUGGAUCAAACCUUUUUGUUUGGCCAAAUGUAAUACAUUCCAGCCUACAUUUUCUUUUUAUAUUGUUUUUCUUGAAUUUCAAAUUGAUUGUAAGGUGGCGAGUUUUUGUUGUUGCUUUUUUCCAAUUAAAUAGCAAUGUACGGAACAGAGAAUAAAUUUUAACUUGUAAUAAUAACACAUUUAAUUAUACAUUUUUAUGGCUAGCAUUAAUUGUUCCACAUUAAUAAAGCCAGUUAUCAUAAAAUACUGUA